UGCGGCGUCGGACACGGCCAACAGCUCUCUUCCGCAGCCCGGUCUUCACCAUCACCACCGCCCGCCAGCAAGCAAGCAACUACAGACAAAAUGAAUAAGGGACCAGCAAUUGGUAUUGAUCUCGGGACAACCUACUCUUGUGUGGGUGUCUUUCAGCAUGGAAAAGUUGAAAUUAUUGCCAACGACCAGGGCAACCGCACCACUCCAAGCUAUGUUGCCUUCACUGAUACAGAGAGACUUAUCGGUGAUGCAGCCAAGAACCAGGUGGCCAUGAACCCAACCAACACAGUUUUUGAUGCCAAACGUCUCAUUGGGCGUAGGUUUGAGGAUGCUGUUGUUCAGUCUGACAUGAAGCACUGGCCAUUCAGGGUUAUCAGUGAUAGUGGCCGACCCAAGGUUGAGGUCGAGUACAAGGCUGAAAAGAAAACUUUUUACCCUGAGGAAGUAUCAUCCAUGGUGCUGACUAAAAUGAAAGAGAUUGCAGAGGCCUACCUUGGAAAGACCAUCUCAAAUGCAGUGAUAACAGUGCCGGCAUACUUCAACGAUUCUCAACGGCAAGCAACAAAAGAUGCUGGUACCAUUUCUGGCCUUAAUGUGCUGCGUAUUAUCAAUGAACCAACUGCAGCUGCAAUUGCUUAUGGCUUGGAUAAGAAGGUUGGGUCUGAAAGAAAUGUACUGAUUUUUGACCUUGGUGGUGGUACUUUUGAUGUCUCCAUCUUGACCAUUGAAGAUGGAAUUUUUGAAGUCAAAUCUACAGCUGGUGAUACCCAUCUUGGUGGUGAAGACUUUGAUAGUCGUAUGGUCAACCAUUUUAUUGCUGAAUUCAAAAGAAAAUACAAGAAAGACAUUACUGAUAACAAGAGAGCUGUUCGCCGUCUCCGCACUGCCUGUGAACGUGCAAAGCGUACGUUGUCAUCCAGUACACAAGCAAGCAUUGAAAUUGACUCUCUGUAUGAGGGUGUUGAUUUUUAUACCUCAAUCACUAGGGCGCGAUUUGAAGAGCUCAAUGCUGACCUCUUCCGUGGCACACUUGACCCUGUAGAGAAAUCCUUGAGGGAUGCUAAGAUGGACAAGGCUCAAAUCCAUGAUAUUGUAUUGGUUGGUGGAUCCACCCGCAUUCCCAAAAUCCAGAAGUUGUUGCAAGAUUUCUUCAAUGGCAAGGAAUUGAAUAAGAGUAUCAAUCCUGAUGAGGCGGUCGCAUAUGGUGCAGCUGUCCAGGCAGCUAUCUUAGCUGGUGACAAGUCUGAGGCUGUACAGGAUCUGCUGUUGUUGGAUGUUACUCCUUUGUCCCUGGGCAUUGAGACGGCUGGUGGUGUCAUGACGACGUUAAUUAAACGUAACACCACCAUUCCAACAAAACAAACGCAGACCUUCACUACCUAUUCUGAUAACCAGCCUGGUGUGCUGAUUCAGGUGUAUGAGGGUGAGAGAGCCAUGACAAAAGAUAACAACUUGCUGGGCAAGUUUGAGCUAACUGGAAUUCCACCUGCUCCCCGGGGUGUGCCUCAAAUUGAGGUGACUUUUGAUAUUGAUGCCAAUGGUAUCCUGAAUGUGUCUGCAGUGGACAAGAGCACUGGAAAAGAAAACAAGAUCACCAUCACAAAUGACAAAGGUCGCUUGAGCAAGGAAGACAUUGAACGCAUGGUUCAAGAAGCUGAGAAGUACAAGUCUGAGGAUGAUCAGCAGCGUGAAAAAGUAACAUCCAAGAAUGCACUGGAAUCCUAUGCUUUCAACAUGAAGGCUACAAUUGAGGAUGAAAAGCUGAAGGGCAAAGUUGGAGACGAUGACAAACAGAAGAUCUUGGAUAAAUGCAAUGAAGUCAUCAGCUGGCUGGAUAAGAACCAGACUGCUGAAAAGGAUGAAUAUGAACAUCAACAGAAAGAGCUGGAGAAGAUCUGCAAUCCAAUAAUCACAAAGUUGUACCAGGGAGCUGGUGGGCCACCAGGAGGCUUUCCUGGUGCUGGUGGUGCUCCUCCUGGUGCAGGUGCGUCAUCUGGCCCAACAAUUGAGGAGGUCGAUUAAAAUGCACAGCAUGUCUACUGGUCAUGAGUGUCUUGACUCUGGUUAAGUGCUCUUACUAUAUUAAAAAGAACCAGCUUUGAUUUUAAGUGCCAAGAUUUGAACAAUGCACUUGUACAUGAAUGUGUUUGGUAUGAAUAAAGGCUACGAUCAGAGUAUUAAA
This is a messenger RNA of Leucoraja erinaceus (little skate), 2182 nucleotides long. RefSeq names its product heat shock cognate 71 kDa protein-like. The transcript has 9 exons. Bases 91 to 2022 code for a protein of 643 amino acids. Gene Ontology annotation, molecular function: heat shock protein binding; ATP-dependent protein folding chaperone; misfolded protein binding. Lineage: Eukaryota; Metazoa; Chordata; Chondrichthyes; Rajiformes; Rajidae. Gene Ontology annotation, cellular component: cytoplasm; nucleus; plasma membrane. Gene Ontology annotation, biological process: protein refolding; vesicle-mediated transport; cellular response to unfolded protein. The record is from RefSeq and is a predicted model, not a curated record.